This is a messenger RNA of Penicillium manginii, 2850 nucleotides long. RefSeq names its product Mg2+ transporter protein CorA-like/Zinc transport protein ZntB. The coding region runs from base 1 to 2850 and encodes 949 amino acids. Gene Ontology annotation, molecular function: metal ion transmembrane transporter activity. The record is from RefSeq and is a predicted model, not a curated record. Gene Ontology annotation, biological process: metal ion transport; transmembrane transport. The transcript is spliced from 2 exons. Gene Ontology annotation, cellular component: membrane. Lineage: Eukaryota; Fungi; Ascomycota; Eurotiomycetes; Eurotiales; Aspergillaceae.
AUGAGCCCAGAUGAACAGAAUGCUCGCCUCCUGGAUUGGCUGCAAGGGUCAGAGCAUCAUGCAGCUUCCAACUCGGCCCGUUCAAGUCGAAACAGAUUCUCGAUGACAGAGGAGCAAAGCCCGGAGCCUAGCAUAGCAAGCGACGCUGCAAACUCCUUGGAAGAUGUGCUACGCAACGAUCCAUGGACUCAUCAUGAGAUUCCAGGGACGAUCCACCUACCGGAUUCUCAUGCCUCGUCUUCUACUGUCAGUGAUAACCUUCCCACUCUGAACGUAUCGAACGAUUCUUUGGAGGCCAUUUUGCACUCUAAUGGACCGGCGAUACCGUCCAUGGUUCCGCUUUCAGAGUCAAUUUUAUCUCCCGCAGAUCCCCCAAUAGCAGAGGAAGUAUCCGUUGGAGCAGGAAGGCCUCGUACUCGGAAGAAGAAACGAACAACCCGGUUUACUUACGACAAAAUCAUCAAAAAUGCGGGGAGAGUUCUGGACCAUAUCAAGCAUGGGAAUGUUGGCAAGGACUCACGUCACAAUCGAGCCUCGGUUAUCUACUACGAUUAUACCGAUAGUUCCAGAUCCAGUGCGGUACAUAUCAAUUCUUCCGAGCGCAUACCAGAUCUGGGAUACCCACCGCCUGAUGUUCGUCUCAGACUUCUUGUUGUGGAGGAUUUAUCUACAUCGACAAUGAAUGCACUCGGGGAGACAUUUAGCAUCAACCCUGAAUUCUUCGAAGAACACUUGCUGAAUUCGGGAUAUGCGGACGCAAAUUAUGACAUGAUGCCUUCUCGGUCGUGGGCGACGGCUUCCUUGGAGAAGUCGUACUUCUCAAUAAGGUGGAUCAGGCCAGUCUAUCGGCAGCCCAUGUAUUCUUCAAGUCGCAGCAUGAAGGAUCUUGUGAAAGCCAGUACUCGUACGACGAAAAAGGUCGAUCCUGCCAAUGAAACAGGUGAUGAAGAGGAGCUGGAUCAGGGCAAUCAAAUUGGGAUGGAACAUUUUACUCCCUAUGGAGUCGUCACCACGACUGUUUCCACAAACAUUUUUCGGUCGGAUUGGCCUUUGUGGACGGACCCAGGAAAGACGGCUAAUAUGAAAAGAGAGUGUGGGUUGGAAGAAAGGCUGACAAUCUGGAAGGGGAACUUAACGGGUCGUGACUGUGAUAUCAUUAUCAUUCUCUCGGAUCCCUUACCACAGGUAAAGGAGGAUCACCCAGCGCCCGAGACCGAAGAUUAUGAUACAGAUGUCUCUGAGGCAGAUACUGACCUUGCCGAAAAGGGUCUUUCCCAUAUGUUUUAUGAAAGGCCGCCCCGCAUUGUUGGGGGUACUGUUUUGUCUAUGCCUUGGGACAACCUUUGGCUCCACCAAAAGGGCUUGUUUCUUACUAGAAGACGACCCAGGAGACCCGUUCGUACCGAGAAUGAAUCUGACGCUGGGGAGCGCGCGGAGGAUACAUUCCUUAGACAAAAGCGCGACACUGCGAAGCGCAACUCUGGCUUUCGCAAGGGCCUCACCGAUCCAUCUUCCCACAAGGUCAUCAUCAGGCAGAUUGUACCUCGAGAUAAGGUCUCAAUGGAUUUAAAUCAAGUUUUCCGAUCAAAAUCAACAGCAAAGCUUCUGGGACACAAUCUCAGUUCUCCAAAGUCGACUUCAGGCGCAAUUUGCAGUGGGCUGGAGAAAAAUACAGAGCAACUCAAUUUAGCUAAACCGCUAUUCCAAAUUAUCAAACAAGAUACUUUAUCACUUCUCAAGCAGCUAAGUCAUGUUUUUGAUGAAGUGGAAACAGGGAUUCUUGAUGAUGCCAUAAUGGAGGAUCGAUUAUCUUCAUGGCGUCGGGUCAUUGGUCGGGCCCAACGAGAAUUGCCUGAUCUUAGGGCCUCCAUGAAGCCGUUCUUUGAUUUUAUUGCUCUAUUAGAGCCUCCAGGCACCAGUAUCACUGAGGGUAGCAUGACCAACGAGCCAGAAGAGUCUGAAGACUUUCGAGAAUUCUUGAAGGAAAUCAAUCAAGCAUCUGAGCGACUCCAUCGAACAUCGGCUCUUCUUACAUCUAAUAUGGGAUUGUUGGAUAGCCGGCGCUCCAUUGACGAGGCAAGAGCUGUGAGCAGGUUGACAGAGCUUGCUUUCAUCUUCAUUCCACUCUCAUUUGCUACAUCUGUUUUCGGCAUGCAGGUCGAACCAUUUGCCGAUAACGUACCUCUUCGUUCAUUUUUUAUCGUUGCUGUCGUCGUGACAGCUUUUGCAUACUUGAUGCGAAUCACAAUGCGUAGCCGAUGGCUCGCCUAUAUGAAAAUCGUCACGAGGAGUGAGAUCCAAAAAUACGCCGACAGUCAUGGUCUUCCCACUCCAACACGGUCAAUCCCCAUUCUCCUCUCUAUACAAUGGAUAGGAAGUCGACCUCGCCCGGCUGCUAAAAUACUUCGACGAUGGAUUUUCAGAACAGCAAGGAAGGUUUGGACAAUCUUCGGCUUCAUCGUUCUGUUUGUUCUGUUGAAUGGGGCAGUAUUGGCAACACCACUCGCUCUUGUCUGGACACGAGAUCUCGACUCUAGCACACAAGGCGCCGUCACUAUUGCAGUAACCUUUAUUGUAGUAGGUUGCGUCGGAGUUCCGUUCUGGCACCGUUCUGAUUCAGAAUUCCGAUCCGCAUUCCCAAGGUGGAUCAUCGCUACUUUCAAUUUUCCAUCCUGGGCGAAGAAUAUAUGCAUCUUGUUCAUUUCCAGUGUUUUUCUUUUGAGCGUCACCUUAGUACCCAUCUGGACCAGUCCUCUUGCCUCUGGUAUCAAGGUUGGAGUGACGAUUAUGAUGCUCGUGUUAGAGAUUUUAGCUAUCGCUUUCGGGCUGUACACUAGCGCAGCUUCUUAG